AUGCUUAUUGUGAUCGCAGUAAUAGUCCGUGCGGGCUCUAUCAAGACUGUAAAGGACUGGUUUGCGUGCAAUAUCGAGUUGGAUGUUACAAUCUCGGACUUCUAUGCGAACUUCUCAGACGGCAAGUAUGAUGGAGAAAUUGAAUGCACUGUCAUGCAAAGAAGCAAAGUUGAUGGAACAAUAACAUCAAGAUUUGUUCCUGGACAGUUUCAAAAGAUUGUUGCCAGCAUGUGGAAACCCCAGUCACCAAACAAAAUUGGAAGAUCCAUCUACAACUCAGAUUUAAAACAAUCCAUACAAACUUCUGUUUUGAAGCAAGUACAAAAAGAAUUAACAGCUAUCUGUUCCAAAAAUUCAAAUUCCAUUCUGCGUCAAAUAGAUAGCAAACAUUUAACAACAUUUAGUAUGGAUAUUUUGAAUCAAGAAAUACAAACCACAGCUCCAUUUAUACACCGAUUUAUGUCCACAUUGGUUAAAGCAUCACCAGUGGGAAUACUGGUUGCUACUGCCGUAGCUCUCCGAUUUCGAAACACACAGUCUGCUUUUCAUCACAUUAUUGCACAAGUUUUAGAUCAUGGUGGAGCCACUGAUGAGACUAUCAAUAUUCUAAAUAAGCUUGGAUUGUGUGUAUCUACAUCUGCAACUGCAGUAAGAAAGAAGGCAUUACAGCAGAAACAGAUGGAACAUGUCAGUUCAUUGAUGUCAGAAGAAAAGAAACACUGUGAGAGUUUUCGAUGUACUUCCAUACAUACACUUCAAUCUGCAGACAUUAUUGGGGACAAUAUUGAUAUCAGUAGAACUCCAUCUCAGAUGAGUGUUGAUCGAAGAAACAAAAGUUUUCACUGGUUUCUGCUUGUUGGUUUGGAAAAAAGAGUUUUGAAUACCUCUUUGGAUGACAGUGCUCCUAUAGCCGACAUAUGUCAUAUUGAUAACAGUUCAUUUGUGCCAAAUUUGAAAGAUUGUGAUUCACUUGAUAAAAAUUUCAUUUUUCACAUCAUGCAUAUACUUGUUAAGUAUGUCGAUUGCUUAAAAAAAUAUGCUGUAUGUCUGCCAACAGUCAUACCACAUCCUCACUUAAGUGAAACUUCCAAAAAGUCCGAUUUUGCCAUUUUAGAUUUGCUUGAUAAAAGUGAAAACAAAUCGGAAGAUAUGAUAAGUAUCUUAGAACACAUUCAUGAGAAAUACAUUCCUCGAACAGGUGGUGAAAACCCUACUGUAAUUAAGAAAAAGGUAUUUGGAGGAGAUGUUUUAACUAAUGAAAGGGCUUACUCAGCUCAAUUAGCAAUGUUGAAUGGAUAAACAGACUUUGAAAGGCUGACUGGUGUUGUUCAUCGACCUGAAGGCCUUCACAGAAUGAUGAAUCUUCUUCUGUUCAUCUAUCAGAAAUUUUACAAGCAAAAUUCUGCUUUGGACAAAGGAACCCUGUUCUACUUAAGGAAUGUUGUUGGAAGGACCAAUGUCAGGGGAGCCAAUGAAGUUAUAGCAAACUACAGAGCACAUUAUUCCUUUGUGAGUGACUGUUUAGAUGCUUACGUGGUAGCAGCCUGUAUGCAUUUGUUAGAGUUGUCAGAGAUAGGAGCUGUGGCACGAAGACGACAACCACUGUUUGAAAUACUUUCAAAUGAACACCGUUACCAGUUUAUAAAGUCUAUUGCUGAAGACAUAUUGGAAAGAUAUGUAAAAAUUACUGAUGGUAAAAUUUCUUUUUCAACCUUGCUAUUGUUUAUGAAUAACUUUAAACAUAUAUAUAUGUUAUAUGUUUGUGGUAUGCAAGUGUGUGAGUAUAAGUGUAUUGCUCGGUAUUAGGUGGGAGCUUAUCUGGCAGUAAUCCCCUCCCCCUUCCGGAAAAUUGCAUGUUAUAAAUAUGUGUAUCUUUUAAUUUUGGCUUUAGUUGUGUGGGGUGUUUUUUUUGUUCUUUUUUCCUUUUUAUUUUAUUCAUUUUUUUAAUUCUUAUUAUUAUUAUUAUUAUUUUUUUUUUUUUUUGUAAAUAAAUUUGAUAUGUUUACCAUAUUUUGAUCAUUAUUUUUUUUUUUUAAUAAAAAAAAAACAAUUAUGUAAUUUAACAGGGCAGGUGUCUGGUCUGUGCCUUUGGUAGUGGCUUGGUUAAUAUUACCUCGUCUACUGCCCUAGGUAUUAUAGAUUAAAGUGUUCGCCGCGUCUUCUAAAUGACCUAAUCGUGUUGUUUUAGAGGACAACUGAGGAGUCGCCUGUUUUUCCAUGGAUCGGCCGGGUCACCUCUCUCCUUCUGGCAGGCUUGAUACUUAAAAGGAAAUAUUAAAUUAACCAUCACUGGAUUUUUUGCGCCACUCCCCUAGUGGCACCAGCGAUUAAACUCUUACAACCCUUUGGCGUCACUUUUCAAGUGACGCCGGUUUGGGAAGUUAUAAUAACUUCCUAAACAACUAGUAGGCUGUCAGGAUUGGACUGA
This is a messenger RNA of Gigantopelta aegis, 2428 nucleotides long. RefSeq lists its product as uncharacterized. NCBI's taxonomy places the organism in Eukaryota, Metazoa, Mollusca, Gastropoda, Neomphalida, Peltospiridae. The record is from RefSeq and is a predicted model, not a curated record.